UUUGUGGUUUGGCGGGGAGGCGGAGUUUGGCGUGCUGGCUGGAUGCUCCUCUCGCUUCGUCCUCUGCUGCUGCUCUCCCGAGGAAAUUUCUCACUUCAACGAAACUCUUCAACGAGGAAACUAAUGAUGCUGUUGGUCUGACUGAUUAAACCAGGAAAGAAAUUUCAAGUGGAUGUUUUCAGAGAGGAGAGGAAACUGAUCAAUCCAUAUCCAUUGCUGUAUUGAAGAAAACGAAAUAAUUCAUCAAUCCAAAUAUUUCUGUUCCUGCUGAUGAUAGCCGUCAUUCGUCCCCUUGUUGAAUUCAGAGAAGAUUUUUUCUUCAGACCAAGAUUUUAUUUUCCGUUUCCUAAAAAAAUAUUCGUGUAGAAAAAAGGUGAAUAUUUAAGUACGCUAAUUUUUAUAAGCCACAACUAUCACAUUGACAUUUAAGUAGUUUUAAGUAAUCAAUCAACAGAAAUAAUGGUGUGGGGUCAUUUCAAUGUCUAUGUUAUAUCUUGGGGAUUAUCAAACGAUAGGCAACAAUUUCAUUUGGAUUAUGAGUGUACAAAAGUCAAAAAAAGUCGCCUCAUUUAUAUUUCUCAUUCAUACAAAUACGAAAGUCAGUAGAACAGACCCACCCACAGAACAAAAUGGCGAACUUCUCGUCCAAUAAGUAAUUGUAUUCAUUUGCAAACGAAAGUUUCAUUCUCUUCUCGCGUAAUUUGCUGGCUCAACGUUAAAAAGGCAUUACACAAAUGUAGGAUGGUUGUAUCGUCGUCGGUUCGUCUUCCCCCAAGGAGUGAAAGAAUGAACUCGUCCAUUGGGAACAUGCAGGCAUAACAAAAAAAUAGCAAGACCAAGUUUCCUCAAGCACCAACCAACACCAAGUCAAUACCGCAUUUGGUCGUCGUCAUCAUAGCGAGAUAGACCAGUAAGAAGUUGGUCGGUUGUUCAAAAUCUAUGGAUGGAGCGCCAACAUCGAGACUUUAAUCGAUCCAAUUUCAAGGGGUUGUGCAUGUGUUGCUACUAAAUGUUGUAUCUGUGAUAUGUGGCUAGGAAAUUGUACGCGAGAGGGAGCAUCUGGUAUAAUAAACUCCUCUAGAUUUUACGGCACGGAACGGGCUUGGAUAGUCCCAUAUUGCCUCAUGGCUCAUUCUCUUUGUUCAUCAUGUGGCUUCCAUUCUCAUAGAAUGACAUAUUACAUGAAUAGAAGUUCUGACCAAUUAUAGUGAUGAAUAAUAAUAGGGAGGAUACACACACCCAUAAAUAAGCAAGUCAUCUCCAAAGUGUGUAGUUUUGACGUGAUGCCACGCAUCGACCCAGAAAGGUUACUUAAGACAUUGGCUCCGCUAUUAGAACCGGCGUCGGGCGCUAUAAAGUCAAAUAACGAAGUAGAUAAAAUUUAUGGCUUGAUGUCGAAAUUUUCAAAAAAGUUGGUGAGCAAGUGCACAUACAUAAACAUUCUAAAGGCAACGCCUCUAGAAGUAUUAGACUUAUUCCUUCAGCGUGGAGGAUGGGACAUGGUAUUAGGAUGGACCUCAGAUGCAACAUCAAAAAAAAGUUAUGACCUGUUGAAGGAAAUUUGUGGCCUACUUUUGUACGCACCAGCCACAAUUCAACGGUUGAAAGAAAAUGAACUGCCAAAAAUUGUCAAGUCUAUCUCGAAAGAUUGCGAGAACGAAGAAAUUCGGGAACUCGCAAAACAAGUAGUUUUAAAGUGGAUUGCCGUUGCAAAGCAUUUAAUUGUUGGAGGUCCUACACAUAUUAUAGGCAGUAAUUUUGGAACUGGUUCAACUGCUCACACACAUUCGGUUCCCGUACAAAGCUCUUCUGUUACAUCAACUAGAUCCACUGGUCAUGGUGAUCAUGAAAAUCACACAACCACUGCUACUACGACCACCACUAGUACUGGGGGGGAUUUAGAUAUUUCUUCAUUUGACAUUUCCCAAGCUGAGCUAAAUGCGAUAAUUGAAUUUAAUCCGGAAGACUUCAACCAAGUUGUUGAUCAGCACUUGGAUUUAUCUGAAGCGAUGGCUAGUGGAAAUGCUGUAGUACAUUCCAUUGAUAGUGCCAAUGUUCUUGUAGAUGAUUCCGCUGAUACGAUAAAAAUUGAAUUGAAUAAUGCAUCUCAGAGCCAUACACCUACACUAUCAAUUAACACGUCGGCAGGACAAAAUGUUGUAGUUCGUGUAGAUGCUAGCAGUACACCAAAGCAAGAAGAGCCUCCAUACUGUAUUAUGAUGAAGGAUGGUAAACCAUUCCUUGUUAGGCUAAAAUUGGCACCACCAAAAGAAACGACAGGAUCGCCUAAUCAGCUUCGAAACCAACAAGAGAUAACGUCCACUUCCACUACUGGAGACCUCUCCCCGCAACAGAAAACGACAGAGGACAAGCAAUUAGGACCCGGAGGGACAGGAAUGCUGAAAACUUACUCGAAAAGGACGCCUGUGGAGGUUAUUGCAGCAAUUGCUCAACCUCCCGCUUCUGAACAAUCUAGUACUUCUAAAUCUAAAUCUGGCUCAAAAUCAAAGUCAGACUCGAAAGAUCCUUCACAAAUCAAAAAACAGCGCUCAAGUUCGAAAGGUUCCUCUGCUGCAGCAGCCGCUGCUGCCAAAAAGGCUGCCGAUGAAGAAAAACUAAAAGAGCAAAUUAGACAGCAAAAAGCAACCUUAAAAAAGAGGUCGAAAGACGCUGCAAAACAGAAGCAACAAGAAAAAGAUCAAGAAACCCUGAAAAAGUUAAACUUGAACAUGGAGCCGUCUGUAACUGCACCUCCUAACAAUUCAAAGAUACCAAAGAUACCAAAACGUCAAUCCAGUUUCGCCGACGCCCUUGGAUAUUCAGGGGAGUCUGAUAAAAUAAUCAAAAAGAAAACGUCACUGGAUCACAAUAGCUCAUCGGAGAAAAUCAGCAACGACUCAUCCAUUAGCUCUAAAAACACCACCAGUAAACCAGAGUCGUCCAUCAAUAAUGAUGCCAACAAUAAAGGAAAGGAGAGCAGACGACAUCGACCUAAAGUAUUUUCAUCAAAGAGCAGUAGAGCGGAUGAUUUAUUGAAGGAUAUGACAGAGACUGUUAAAAGUAGUAGUAAAUCCAAUAAAUCUGAAAGCUCUAAUAAAACCACUGAAUCAUCAGCAUCAUCGUCUAGUUUAAUGGGCGAAAAAUCUUCCACUAGCAUAUCUUCUAAACCAGAAAAAAGACCUUCGAUUGAUGGCAUUGAGAAGCCAGGAGACUCGAAAAAGCCCAAGAUUGAUAGCAAGCCAGCGAAAGAAAAGAAACCAACGACUCUUUUGAAAGAAAGCAGUCUAUUCAUGGAUGCAUUAACUGCCAGUUCUGAUACUACAAAGGCAUCAAAUAAGACUAGAAAACGUCGACUCUCUUCAACCACCAACGACGACAAGCUAGGAAAAAGUGUCAUUAAUAACAAUAGUAGUAAUAAAGAAAAAGCAGCAAAUUCUAGUCCAACUUUAAUUGAUCCUCAAGCACCUCCCGUGGUUGUCAAGCCUGUUUUCAACUUUUAUAGAGAAACGCUGGAAGACAUUGAUACUAGGACUGAAGGGAAUAAAGCCGCCUCUACUGCUAACCUAAAUACUUCUCUGGAUGGACAAACAAUGGAUAUCUCAGGCUCAGGAGAUGAUCUUCAAAAUAGUGAAAUGGAUGAUGAUGAUGAUAAUAAUGAUGUCUGCAUUGUUAUUCCACCUAAACUAGAUUCUAUUCCUUUGAAAAGUGCCCUUGUAAUUCACCGUUCUAGAAAUAAGCCUAAAAAGAGUGUCCGAUGGAGAGAUGAUGAUGAGUUAACAGAUACUCGCACAUUCGAGCUAGAUGAAGAAGAACGUGUAAAUGUGACCAAGCACAAAGAUUUCUUGUCGGCAAAGGAGCAUGAGAAGGCGGAAGAGAAGGAAUACAUCGUAAAGAAUCUUAAGCAACGAAUGUUGAAUGAAGAUUCUGAAGAAAAGAUGCCUUGGAGAAAGCCACUCCUAAUUGCCCUCUCCACGGAGGAACCAAAAAUUGAAAGCAAUCAAAAAGACAUUCAAGAAGAAAGAGAACGACUAAAUCUGGGCGUUUUCCUUCCUCCUGGCUCCAUGUUACCAGAUACAGCUUCUGAACCUGACCCAUCAUCACCAAGCGAAGAUGAAAGAAUAGAGUCCAUAACAAUCCCAAUCGAAGAUGUCAUGAACGUGACAAAAGUAUACGAUAAUCGUAACAUGCCGUGGCCUAAACCCAAACCAGACUUUUCGCAUCGAAUUGUUCCCAAACCUAUGUUGCCUCCAAACAAUCAUCACCCGUUUGGAAUGUCGGCUAGCUUUGGCGAUGUCAAUUUCCAACAGCAGCCCCCACCUCAAGAUCCGCAAUCUGUGUUUCCUACCGAUUUUGGCAACCCAUGGAAUAUCGGGGGUGCAAACCCAACUUCGCUGAUGGGUGCAAAUAACAUGAAUAUGAAUGAGAUGGUCCGAUUUCCCCCUAUAAAUACAAUGACACUGCCCCCUGGAUUUCCACCACCGCCCCCAAUUGGAAACCCAUUUUUUCCACCCCAACAACAGACAAGGAUUCCGUUUUCUCAGCAACCUCUAAAUGCUCAGUUCCCCAAUGUGCCGCCUUCUGUGCAAAUGAUGUUAAAUAACAAUAUUGGCAUUGGAAGAGAACCAUUGUCUGCAUCGGACAAUGGCCAUUCAGUACAAAAUAAUACCUCUGCAGGAGGACUUAUUCCUCCUCGUGACUUUGAUUUACGACGACAGUUGAGCAGGGAUAAUCCUGCUGCUCGAGAUCAAGACUCUAGGUCAAGAGGUGGUGGUUAUGAUAGUCGGGGUCGUUCUAGCAGAAAUGAUUACAGUAGCAGCAGUAGCAGCAGGGGAUCAAGGGACCACGAUCGAGAUAGGGACAGAGAUCAUAGAAGGUCGCCAAGUCCAAGACGUCGCCGAGAAGACAGAGAUAGAGAGCGAGGAAAAGAUUACAGAGAUCAUGAUUAUCGAUCAAGAGGUCGAUCAGGUUCGAAACGAGAUAUUCCGUGCCGGUUCUUUAUGAAAGGGCAUUGCAACAGUGGAAGUAGAUGCGACUAUUCUCAUGAAUUAAAUCAGCCUGAUAGAUCAGCCACGAGAUCUAGUACAAACUCGACGAUGACCCGUUCUCCUCCUCCUGCUACUUCUAAUACUACUACGAAUGACAGCGAUAACUGGGAAGACAAUGGCCUAUUUGAAAGACGUCGCCCCUCCGCUGAUGUUCCAUCAGAAUUCACUGACACGCCGCUUUCCCCAACCAACGAUAUGAUGCCUGACCCAUCCCUCCUCCCUGCCAAAAUAAUACCCGUGGAGUAAGCGGAAAUGGAAGCAUGAGGCUUCCAAUUUACCAUGGAAUAGUAUUUAAUAAACAUUUAUUUUGCAACUUGGAUAGAUAAUAAUACAUAUUUGAUGCAAGUGGCAGGAAUAAUGACACUUUGCAUGCAAUAUAGAGGUAUGCAUUCACUUGCUAAUUUAUUAUGGUGCGUUAAUUACUUUUAAAAUAAAAAAUAUAUAUAUACAUAGUUUUGUUCAAGGACAAAUGUAUAAGUAUACCCAAGUAAUAUGUCACUAUAAUUUAUUAUAAAAGUUAAUCAGUCAUUAAUUUAUAUGCAUUAAUUUUUAAGGUUAAGUACAUAUAUUGCGGAACAUGGUUGUUAGUUAAACAAAACUUUCGAAUUGUAAAUAAUGAAUGCAAGUGAAUCAGUUUUAGCCUGGUUGAUGUUCACAAAAGAUCACUUAUUUCCUUCUUCUACCUUAUUAUCUAUAUGACACUUUAUAAAUGUGCUAUUUCUAAUGACGCUCUGAAUGGGAGUCGUCGAUUUAUACUCAAUACCAAUCCAGAAUAGUACAAAUUACAAUUAUGACCAAGGUGUUCCUUGUUAUUGUUGUAGUCUUGUACUAUUACUAAAUUAAAGAAUGCACAAUAUUUUAAGUACAGCCAAAUUUCGCGAGAUUUGUAUACUUAAUAUGUACAACUCCAAACAGCAACAGCAGUAAGCAGUGAUGGUCUGCAAGGCUGACGAAUAAAUUUUUAACAUCACUACUACUACUA
Molecule: messenger RNA, 6027 nt
Organism: Folsomia candida
Lineage: Eukaryota; Metazoa; Arthropoda; Collembola; Entomobryomorpha; Isotomidae
Exons: 11
Coding region: 1284-5291 (1335 amino acids)
Molecular function (GO): metal ion binding
Source: RefSeq, a predicted model, not a curated record